AUGGCUCUUGAGAAGAAGGGUGGCGAGAAGAAGGGGCGUUCUGCCAUCAGUGAGGUAGUGACCAAGGCAUACACCAUCAACAUUCACAAGUGCAUCCAUGGAGUGGGUUUCAGGAAGGGUGCCCCUCGGGCACUCAAAGAGAUCUGGAAAUUUACCAUGAGAGAGAUGGGAACUCCAGAUGUUUGCAUUGACACCAGGCUCAACAAAGCUGUCUGGAUCAAAGGAAUAAUGAAUGUUCCCUACCGUAUCCGUGUACGGCUGUCCAGAAAAUGUGACGAGGAUGAAGAUUCACCAAACAAGUUCUACACUUUGGUUACCUAUGUACCUGUCACCACUUUCAAAAAAUCUACAGUUAAUGUGGAUGAGAACUAA
Molecule: messenger RNA, 372 nt
Organism: Zalophus californianus (California sea lion)
Lineage: Eukaryota; Metazoa; Chordata; Mammalia; Carnivora; Otariidae
Product: 60S ribosomal protein L31-like
Exons: 1
Coding region: 1-372 (123 amino acids)
Biological process (GO): cytoplasmic translation
Cellular component (GO): cytosolic large ribosomal subunit; ribosome
Molecular function (GO): structural constituent of ribosome
Source: RefSeq, a predicted model, not a curated record